CCGUGGGAUGCUGGGAAUUGUAGUCUGGAGCUUUCCUCUGUUUCCUGGAGGCUGGGGAUACAGGCUGGACUCGAUGGCCUUUGGGGUUUGGCGCUGAUUACACUCUAAGCAGCCGCAGCAAAGGACCCUAAGAGGCGGAAGGAUGGCACCAGAGCGGGUGACCGAGGGCUUCAUCAGCAACCUCAAUGGGACCACGUUGCUUGAGAUCUCUGUCGGCUUACCCCUUGCGCCACUAUGCCUCCUGGCCCGGGGUCUCCUGUUAGUACUGUAUUUCCUCCGCUGUGGGAAACCUUUAUCUUCAAGCAGUGGCCAUUUCCUCCUCGAUUUUAGUGUUUUGGUCGUUCCCCCGGUGCUCUCCUGCACAGUGUUGGCUCCCGUCCUGCUUUGGGUGAUUCUGUCCAUCGUGGCGUUCUGCACAGGCUUGGUUUUCAUCAUCUACGGCGAGAGGACCCGUUAUGCCGAAGUGCCCCUAAAGCGAAUCCUCGGUGAUUUUUGGAGGAGCAACUUAGAGCCGACCUACAUCCCGUCCAUAACCGCCUUCCGGGUGUUCGUCAACGUCUUGACCUCCAUCAGCAUCCUGGCUGUGGACUUCCCGCAGUAUCCGCGGCGAUAUGCCAAGACGGAGACCUACGGGACGGGAGUGAUGGAUUUUGGGGUCGGCUCCUUCGUGUUCGGGAAUGCCGUGGUUUGCCCCGAGGUCCGGCUGCGCUCCAGCGAGGUCCGGCGCGCAUCUUUCUCCCUCGGGAGGCAAUUCCUUGCCACCUGGCCGCUGCUCUUUCUCGGCUUUGGCCGGCUGCUGAGCGUCAAGGCGGUCGAGUACCACGAACACGUCUCCGAAUACGGCGUCCACUGGAACUUCUUCUUCACCUUAGCUGCCGUCCGCAUGGGAGCAUCGCUGCUUCUGGCCGUCUUCCCCAUCCACAAAGCGUGGGUUGUCGCUGCCAUGCUGGCGGUCGUUUACGAAUGUUUCCUCGACCUUCUGCCUCUGAAGGCGUUCAUACUCCAUGGAGGGGACGGCAACGAUUCAAGGGUCGGCUUCCUCAACGCCAAUCGAGAGGGUAUCUUUUCCGUCGUCGGCUACCUCGCCAUCUACAUGGCUAGCGUGCAGGUCGGUUUGUAUUUGCUGAAGAAGAGAAACGCUGUGAGGGACUGGUUCGGAGUGAUCCGGGUUUUGCUGUUGUACUUUUGCCUCCUUUUUAUAUGCCUGCACAUUGCACAAACGCACAUCGACACCGUUUCCCGCCGGAUGGCGAACCUCUCCUUUUGCAUUUGGGUGGUGGCCUACGCCCUGCUCCUCUUUAGUUGCUUCCUCGUAGUUGAUCUCGUCCUGGUGUUUGCAAAACUUCUAGUGGAGGGGGCUGACGUUCCUGGCAGUUGGAAUUUGGCCCAGCCGACCCCGAAGAAACACGAUUUGGCAGAACCACGGGGUCCAAAAACCAGGCCUCGGAGUGUGUGCAUGGUCAGCGCAGUGAACCAAAACCAGCUCCUCUAUUUCCUGCUGGCAAAUGUUUUAACCGGCCUGGUCAACAUGCUGGUGGAUACCAUUCACAGCUCCACGCUCGCCGCUAUGGCGAUCCUGCACUUGUACAUGCUGACCAACUGUUUGGUGAUGUCUCGACUGCAAGCCAAAAAUAUCAUCUUCAAGUGGUGGUGAUGAUAUUCUGACAUUAUCAUGACAAGGGGCAACCCAAAAGGGACGUGGGAACCCCAGACUGCAUUGUUCGGACUGUAUGUUUUAUGUGAAUUUUAUUUUUUGGUAUGGGUAUUAUUAAUAUAUUUUCCCUAGGAAUGUUUAGGUCCUCUGUAGACUUCUCUAAGCAUUUGCAGCUCCUCCAGCACGACUGUGCUCACCCUCUAAUGGAAGUUGACUAUAGAGUCAUGCUGGAGGAGAUACAGUGCGCUAAAGAAGUGAUUUUGGUUACGUUUAUGUUUUCCCCACUUUCAUGGAAAACCUGCACUCCUAAUCCCAGCAAAUGUGGAUUGCCUAUUGCACUGACAAUUUAUUCCCAUUGGAUUCUGUCUGCAGCCUUAAUCAGUUUAGCCAAUGGUGAAGGCUGAUUUGACUCAAUACAUUCCCAAUAAUAAUAAUC
Messenger RNA from Anolis carolinensis (green anole), 2090 nucleotides. It is a transcript of the gene pigw, whose product is annotated as phosphatidylinositol glycan anchor biosynthesis class W. Gene Ontology annotation, cellular component: endoplasmic reticulum; membrane. Lineage: Eukaryota; Metazoa; Chordata; Lepidosauria; Squamata; Anolidae. Bases 143 to 1654 code for a protein of 503 amino acids. Gene Ontology annotation, molecular function: glucosaminyl-phosphatidylinositol O-acyltransferase activity. Gene Ontology annotation, biological process: protein localization to plasma membrane; GPI anchor biosynthetic process. The transcript has 2 exons. The record is from RefSeq and is a predicted model, not a curated record.